Lodderomyces margitis is the source of this 756-nucleotide messenger RNA. RefSeq names its product phosphoadenylyl-sulfate reductase (thioredoxin) (gene MET16). Gene Ontology annotation, molecular function: phosphoadenylyl-sulfate reductase (thioredoxin) activity. The record is from RefSeq and is a predicted model, not a curated record. Lineage: Eukaryota; Fungi; Ascomycota; Pichiomycetes; Serinales; Debaryomycetaceae. The coding region runs from base 1 to 756 and encodes 251 amino acids. The transcript has a single exon. Gene Ontology annotation, cellular component: cytoplasm.
AUGACUGUGGAAAAUAGCUCCAUCAAGCUAACAAGCGAACAUAUCAACUUCCUAAAUGAGAGGUUACAACAGUUGUCGCCACAAGAACUAAUUAAAUGGGUCUACCUCACAUUUCCAAAUGUGUACCAAACAACAGCUUUUGGCCUAACUGGUUUGGCAAUUACCGACAUGAUUUCAAAGAUACCUGAUUGUAAAAUCGACUUGAUUUUUGUUGAUACCCUUUAUCACUUUCCACAGACACAUGACUUGUUGAACCGAGUCCAAGACCGUUACAAGGACUCAAAAAUCAAUGUAUAUCAACCACUGGGUGUAUCGAAUGAGCAGGAGUUUGUUGCAAAAUACGGAGAUCAAUUAUGGGAAACCAAUGAUAAAUACUAUGACUAUUUAGUUAAAGUUGAACCCAUACAGCGUGCGUAUAAAGAACUAAAUGUGAAUGUGGUUCUAACUGGAAGAAGAAAAUCGCAAGGUGGAGCAAGGUCAUCGUUGGCAGUGCUUGAAUUAGACGAGGCCAAUAAUAUUCUCAAAGUAAACCCACUUUGGGACUGGGAUUUUAAAGCGGUAAAGGCUUACAUCGAUGAGAAUACGGUACCGUAUAACGAGCUUUUGGAUUUAGGCUACAAGUCUAUUGGAGACUGGCACUCCACAGUUCCAGUUGCUGAUGGUGAAGAUGAGAGAAGCGGACGCUGGAAAAAUAAGGUCAAGACUGAAUGUGGUAUCCAUAUCGCCAAAGAGUUUACUCAAUUCACAGCAGCCUGA